CGCCCUCCUCUCUAGGAGCCAAUGAGAAGAGAGCUUCCGCGAUUGGCUGGCGCACGCUGACGGCAGUGGCGUGUGUUUGCAGGCCUGAGCUGAGCGACUACAGCACUUGGGGGAAGAGCAAUGCAUUCGUUAGAACAAGCCGAAGACCUGAAGGCUUUUGAGAGGAGACUGACAGAGUAUGUGUCUUGUUUGCAGCCGGCUACAGGUCGUUGGCGCAUGAUUCUGAUCGUGGUGUCUGUGUGCACAGCCACAGGAGCCUGGAACUGGCUGAUAGAUCCAGACACUCAGAAAGUUUCUUUCUUCUCAUCUUUAUGGAAUCAUCCAUUUUUCACUAUCAGCUGUGUGACUCUGAUUGGCCUUUUCUUUGCUGGAAUACACAAACGAGUUGUCGCACCAUCUAUUAUUGCAGCACGCUGCCGGACAGUACUAGCAGAAUAUAACAUGUCCUGUGAUGAUACGGGGAAACUUAUCCUGAAACCACGGCCUCAUAUCCAAUAGCACUUUGAAGAGACAGAAAUGGAGAGUAUUUCAUAUCAACAUAUUAAUCAUCAAGAUAGGCCUCAAUGCCAGGAGUUUAUCCAAAAUGUGUGAGGAUUGACCUCCCAAAUAGGACUCUAAAUUCCCUCUGCAAUUUAUGAAGAAGCAAUGGGAGCUCAAAAGGAAAUGUCUGUUUUGAAGAAAAACAUUGUUUCUGCUAUUUUUAGAUAACAUCCUUAUAUUUCUGUUGACAAUUUUGAGUUUUAUUUGAUUGUGGAUUGUGAUAUCCUCAAUUGUAAAGCUGUUCUAUUUUAGAUGCAUACGGUGUAUGUAUUUUUAAGUAAAUUGCUGAACACAUAAUAAAUAUUGAAGUGUAGAUAUUUGUUCACCUUAAGCUGAUUUCUACAUAUGUAGGCAACAUUUGUGAAAUGUUUAUGCCUAUGACAUGAUGUGCUGCUUUUUGUUGUUUUUAAAAGUACUUUUAUGUGACCAAAGGCUGCACUAGUUGUUUAACAUAAAAGGGAGACAGGCAAAUGCAUAUUAAAUGAGUGUCAUGGUUGGCUGAGAUUUUAUUUACUUUCACUCCAGAGUCAAAGUCUACAAGAAAAUCUUUAAAUGAGCUGUGUUGGCAAUAAUAAAAGUUGUUUGUUA
Messenger RNA from Sinocyclocheilus grahami, 1128 nucleotides. RefSeq names its product nuclear envelope phosphatase-regulatory subunit 1-like. The record is from RefSeq and is a predicted model, not a curated record. NCBI's taxonomy places the organism in Eukaryota, Metazoa, Chordata, Actinopteri, Cypriniformes, Cyprinidae. The coding region runs from base 121 to 498 and encodes 125 amino acids. The transcript has 6 exons. Gene Ontology annotation, cellular component: cytoplasm; Nem1-Spo7 phosphatase complex.